This is a messenger RNA of Benincasa hispida (wax gourd), 862 nucleotides long. RefSeq names its product large ribosomal subunit protein eL20. Gene Ontology annotation, biological process: translation. Gene Ontology annotation, cellular component: ribosome. Lineage: Eukaryota; Viridiplantae; Streptophyta; Magnoliopsida; Cucurbitales; Cucurbitaceae. The record is from RefSeq and is a predicted model, not a curated record. Gene Ontology annotation, molecular function: structural constituent of ribosome.
GCAGCAGUUUAGGGUUUUACUUCAUCAUUCUCGGCACAAUUUUUACGCUUCUUAGCAUUUUUUGGCUAUCGGCCGUCGCGAGGACUAAGUUGAAGCACUGACCUCUCUCAGAUCUUCGAGUUCAAAAUGGUCACAUUCAGGUUUCACCAGUACCAGGUCGUCGGGAGAGCUCUGCCUUCUGAGGCGGAUGAGCAUCCCAAGAUCUAUCGGAUGAAGCUAUGGGCUACCAACGAAGUCCGUGCGAAAUCCAAGUUCUGGUACUUUCUGAGGAAGUUGAAGAAAGUCAAGAAGAGUAAUGGUCAAAUUCUUGCCAUUAAUGAGAUUUUUGAAAAGAACCCAACAAAGAUCAAGAACUAUGGUAUUUGGCUGCGGUAUCAGAGCCGAACUGGUUAUCACAACAUGUACAAGGAGUACCGAGAUACCACAUUGAAUGGUGCUGUUGAGCAAAUGUAUACCGAGAUGGCUUCUCGCCAUAGGGUUAGGUGCCCGUGCAUCCAAAUCAUUAAGACAGCAACCGUUCCUGCAAAACUCUGCAAGAGGGAAAGUACGAAGCAGUUUCAUGACUCAAAGAUCAAAUUCCCGUUGGUGUUUAAGAAGGUGAGGCCACCCACCAGGAAGCUCAAGACAACAUACAAAGCAUCUAGGCCCAACUUGUUCAUGUAAUUCUGCUCAUCUUUGGGUUCUCUUCUAUGGAAACAAUUUGAUUAUUAUUGAUAUGGGUAGAUUAUAGAAAACUUCGAGAAGUAGAUGAAAUUUCUUCAAAACCAUUUGUUUUUCUAGCACAAUUAUUACUCUGUUAUGGAUUUUUGUGAGAUGAGUUUGACAAUUUUGGUUGGAUUAAUCUAAAGAAAAUGUUUUCGAA